GCACUAACAUUCAAUGUGGAAUCAUUUAUUACUAAGAUUACAAAGCAUGGCUAUAAAUACACAGCCCAUAAAGUGGGGCGAAGUACAAGUGCAGUAAAACUAAACAUGAUCCGAGAGUCCAAGGGAGGAUAUCCAAGGGUCCCCCAAAUAUUAUAUUUCUAUUUGAAGUAAGGAUAGAGAACGUUCGAAAACCCUUUUUAAUCAGGUAUAAACACUGUACUUAAUGCCAUUUCUGCAAUUCGUCGCUCUGUAACCACAAGAGGCCGCCAAGGCUUCUGGGUGCAAACUCUGUGGCUGCUGCUUCCUGUGGCGUCGGUCCGUCAAAGAGGUCUCACUCUGCUCUAAAUUAAGAGGACAAUUAACCUGAAACGAUUAACGAUUAACCUGUCGAUGAAACAAAAUGCUGUCUUAACAAAAAGAAAUGAAUACACACUGCAGUCGUUAAAUAGAAAAUAUGUCAAUCAAAGAAACAAUUAUUCAAUCAAACUUUAUUUUAGACUUAUCCCAGUGAGCAUUUUUGGUUGAAAAGAAUCGUCUACGAUUAGACGUUGGAAAAAACUAUUCAACGUCUUUUCAACUAAAAAAUGCUCACUGCUAGCAGGUGGGAGACUCGGUGAUAGAUGAUCUUUGUGACCCUCCAGCAGCUCUACCUUUGGCGUUGCCAUGUACAGUGUCCCCCGUGCGCUGUCCUCGGGGUCCGAAGAAGACGUUUGAACCGCGUAGCACCGACAGCUCUACAAACGGGAACCCGCGGAAGGACGUCAAGGAGCCGAAGCACCGCCAUUACGCGGUCAUCGCUAACGGUGUUCCGGUAGCGCUACACACAGGCGGGGAUGUCCUCCUCCGCCGUACGAGAUACCGUCAAAAAGAAGCACGUUCGUUUCGCCAGCAUGGAGGACAACGACAACGACGACGACAACAACGACCAGGAGGAGGACACCUUGUUCGACAAGGGGAAGGAUACCGGGAGCGGGCUGAGGAGCGCGCUGAAGGCCGUCAAGAAGCGAGCGAAGCCCGGGAGCGACGGGCCGGUGGAGGUGGAGGUGGUCGGCGGAGGACGGGGCGGGAAAGGAGCCGCCUGGAUGGUCACCCUGGUGCUCUGUGCAUCAUUUCUGGGCUUGGGGAUGAGCAUCUCUGUCCUCGGCCCCACGUUCGAGGACCUGGCUGUGAAUGUGAAACGGAACAUCAGCAACAUUUCCUACAUCUUUGUUGGUCGCUCGGCGGGCUACAUUGGGGGUUCCCUCUUUGGAGGACUUCUCUUCGACUACAUGAACCCCCACCUCCUGCUAGGCUUUUCCAUGCUGAUGACGUCCGUUGGAAUGUGUGUCAUCCCCUUCUGUAAGCAGGCUCUGCUGCUCACUGGGCUCAUGUCCAGCAUCGGCAUAUCGAUGGGUAUUCUAGAUACAGGUGGCAACGUCCUCAUCCUGAACACAUGGGAGGAGCAGGCGGGGCCUCACAUGCAGGCGUUGCACUUCAGCUUUGCGGCCGGGGCCUUUGCCUCUCCGAUCAUCGCCAAGCUGCUGUUUGGGCCUGACGGCAACAGCAGCACGGUAAUCGCACCGAGCAACUCCAACUCCACGCCUCAUGCCCCCGGGGAGCCCGUCCACAGCAAGAGCAGCACCUUCAAAUCCAUGUGGGCCUAUGUGGUGAUCGGCUCUUACAUCUGCCUCGUCUCCUUCCUCUUCUUCGUCCUUUACUGUCGCAGUGGCGCGGCGCGUGACCGGGCCAGGGCGUCGGCGGCGAAGCCACUGGUUGCCAAACAUCACGUGGCUCUUAUUGCCCUGCUCUGCUUCUUCUUCUUCUCCUACGUAGGUGCCGAGGUGGCUUACGGCUCCUUCAUCUUCACCUUCGCCAAGGACUACGCCCGCAUGAACCCGUCUGAGGCGGCCGGGCUGAAUUCAUGGUUCUGGGCGGCAUUUGCCACGUGCAGGGGGCUGGCCAUCUUCUUUGCGACCUGCAUGCACCCGGGAACAAUGAUCCUGCUCAGCCUGGUGGGCUCCACCCUGUCCUCUCUGCUGCUCUGCCUCUUCAGCAGGGACAGGGUGGCUCUGUGGGUCGGCACCGGUCUGUACGGGGCCUCCAUGGCCACCACCUUCCCCAGCGGCAUUUCCUGGGUGGAGCAGUACACCACGGUGACGGGCCGAACGGCGUCCGCCUUCGUGGUGGGGGCAGCGUUGGGCGAGAUGGUGCUUCCCGCUCUUGUUGGCUUCCUACUAGGGAAGUUCCACGACCAACCCCUGCUCAUGUACCUGUCGCUCAUCACUGCCACCUUUACCUCCAUCCUCUUCCCAGUCAUGUACAAGCUGGCCUCUGCCCCGAGCAGCCUGAGCAGGAAGCCCCGCCCCAGGGGCCGGCCCGAUGCCGACGACAGCGAAGCCCGCCAGGCGCUGCUGGACUUGGUGGCCGAUGAAGAGGAGGAGGAGGAGAACAACGAGGCUGACCAGUGGAACGACGCAGACUUUGAGGUCAUCGAAAUGGACGAUGCAGCAUGUCUCAUCAACUCGCCCAGCAAGGCGUCCUCUCCUCCUCACAGCACUGUUCCAACAGAGAGCACCCAGGAGACAGAGCCAGCUGGAGCUGCUCACUCAGAUACCCCCCCUUUAGUUGGCGACUCCCCCAGAAGCAAACUGCUGCUCUCUCUGGACCAAGAGAAGAGGGACUGAAACAUUCGGAGAGCUUUUUGUCCCUCACUAGAAGAGCCAUCGUGUGUGUGUGUGUGUGUGUGUGUGUGUGUGUGUGUGUGAGCUGAAUGAAACGAUGACCAAAGCCUGUGCAGCUUUUUCAGCAUCCAUGCAGCGUGUCGACCGAACGGCGGGGUCAUUGGUGCUGAAGGAUUUUGAUCUCCUCUGCUACAGUUAGUAUAAUAAAAUAAGUCAGAUUCCCCACAAUUCAAUUCAUUUUAUUUUGUAAAGCCCAAAAUCGUAAAUUACAAAUUUGCCUCAGAGGGCUUCACAGUCUGUACACAUGCAACAUCCUCUCACAUCGGCACAGGAAAAACUCCCCAAAAGACAAGGAUUUAUGGGUCUGCUGGCUUCCCUCACAAACAGGCUCCCAGUGCCUUGCUGGAGGACACAUGGGCAGAGUGGAUGAGAUGAACUAUUGCACCCUGCUGUCAAUCAUUGUGCGCUGUGGCAGCAGAAGGAUCAAAGGGUGAUUCGUUUUUGUUGCACUUGACAAGUUUUGUUUUUAUGUGGCUUGUGGAUCUCUGAAUCAAGUGUCCAAUGUCAUUCAAUAUCAAGUCACUGACUGAUGUUACAUUGACUUUAUUAUAUCAAUCUCAAACCUCCACCCACAGCAAUGUCUAUUAAAAACAAACAAAAACAC
Molecule: messenger RNA, 3324 nt
Organism: Pungitius pungitius (ninespine stickleback)
Lineage: Eukaryota; Metazoa; Chordata; Actinopteri; Perciformes; Gasterosteidae
Gene: slc60a2b
Product: major facilitator superfamily domain containing 4B
Exons: 4
Coding region: 834-2663 (609 amino acids)
Source: RefSeq, a predicted model, not a curated record